UGCCGUGCCAUACCAUGUGAGCCAUGCUUUGCCAUGUACGCCGUUCUGUGCCAUGUGCGCUGUGCCGUGCCAUACCAUGUGAGCCAUGCUGUGCCAUGUACGCCAUUCUGUGCCAUGUGCGCUGUGCCGUGCCAUCUCUGCUAUGCUGUGCCAUGUAUGCUGUGCUGUGCCAUGCCACACCACCCAUGCCAUGCCGCACCAACCAUGCUGUGCUCUGUCAUGCCACGCCGUGCUGUGCCAUGCCAUGCAGGCCAUCACAGUGCCAUGCUAUGCCAUACUGUGCCAUCUAUGCCAUGCUGGCCAUGCUGUACUGGGCCCCAUGGGCCAUUGUCAUGCCAUGCUGUGCCACACUGGCCAUUGCUGUGCUGUGCUAUGCCAACCGUGCCAUGCCAUGUAGGGUAUGCCAUGCUUUGCCAUGUCAUACCAGUAAUGCCAUGCUGUGCCACGCCGUGCCAUACCAACCACGUGCCAUGCCAGCUGAUCACCUGGGCCAUUACAGUGCCAUGCUGUGCCGUGCCAACCAUGCUGUGCCGUGCUAUGCCAUGCCAAUGGCGCCAUGCGAUGCCAUGCCGUGCCGUGCUAUGCCAUGCCAAUGACACCAUGCUAUGCCGUGCCAAUGAUGCCAUGCGAUGCCGUGCUGCGCUGUGCUGUGCCGUGCCAAGCGUGCCGUGCCAUGCCCAUGGCACCAGGUGAUGCGGUGCCAAGGGUGCCCAUCCCUUGCCUGUCAGCAGUGGGGCGCGGCGGGCGGUGGGCGCAGCAGCGGGUGCAGGUGCUGCAGGCGCUGCGCAGUGACCCGGUGGGGCUGGAGGGGCUGCGGGCGGCCGCCCGGGGUGAGGGGGGGCUCUGCCCCGAGCUGCGCCCCCAGGUCUGGCCCCGGCUGCUCAGCGUCGACCCCUGUAACCUGCCCCCCCGGCCAGCCCCUCCCGCCCUCCAGGACCACCGGGACCGGAGCCAAGUGCUGCUGGAUGUGGCUCGCUCAGCCCCCCGCUUCCCCCCGGGCAUGCCAGCAGAGCAGCGGCAGGUGCUGCAGGAGCAGCUGGCGGGCCUGAUCCUGCACGUCCUGCGCGCCCACCCCCAGCUGCACUACUACCAGGGCUACCACGAUGUGGCCCUCACCCUGCUGCUGGUGCUGGGCCAGCGCCGCGCUGCCCCGCUGCUGGAGCAGCUGUCCACACACCAUCUCCGGGACUUCAUGGACCCCACGAUGGACAGCACCAAGCACAUCCUCAACUACCUCAUGCCACUGCUGCAGCGGGAGAGCCCCCGGCUCCAUGACUUCAUGCAAAGGUACAGGAUUGGGGACCGGGGGGAUGGGGACAUGGGGGGGUCCCCCCCCUGCCCUGCCAUGCCCACUGGCCCCUCACCGCCCCGCCUGGCCACUGGCAGAGCGGAGGUGGGCACCAUCUUCGCCCUGAGCUGGCUUAUCACCUGGUACGGGCAUGUCCUCACCGACUUCCAUCACACCCUCCGGCUCUACGACUUCUUCCUCGCCUCCCACCCCCUCAUGCCCGUCUACUUCGCUGCCGCGGUGGUCCUGCACCGUGAGGAGGAGGUGCUGGGUGCCCCCUGCGACAUGCCCAGCCUCCACCAGCUCCUCUCCCGCAUCCCUCCGGAUUUGCCCUACGAGCGCCUGGUCCUGCGGGCACAGGAGCUUUUCCAGCGUCACCCGCAUGGCUGCCUGGCCCGGCAGCACCACAAGAGCAUCGCCAUCCAGUCCUUCAGCGCCUUCCAGCGUGCUGCAUCCUGCCAGCGCCCCGAUGCUGUCCUGCGCCGGCAGCGCCAGGAGCCGGCCGGGGACGCCGCCGUGACCCCUCUGCCUGCUAUCGGUCACAACCCACUGGUGAAGGUGGCUGUCUGGGGGCUGUCGGCCACGCUGGGGGCUGUGGCACUGGCCGUCACUCACACUGCGCUCGACUGGGGGCCCGAGUUCCUGCUCCGGCUCUUCUAGACCCCCCCGGGGAUGUCACCAGCUCAGGGUCCCCAGCCAGCACUGAGCUCCCCUGCCCCACAGGGGCUUUCAAUAAAAGCUCUUUUUGAGGCA
Molecule: messenger RNA, 2041 nt
Organism: Falco peregrinus (peregrine falcon)
Lineage: Eukaryota; Metazoa; Chordata; Aves; Falconiformes; Falconidae
Product: TBC1 domain family member 20-like
Exons: 6
Coding region: 557-1948 (463 amino acids)
Biological process (GO): positive regulation of GTPase activity; endoplasmic reticulum to Golgi vesicle-mediated transport
Cellular component (GO): endoplasmic reticulum membrane
Molecular function (GO): GTPase activator activity
Source: RefSeq, a predicted model, not a curated record